ACUGAUGGACUCCUCGUGUUGUGCACCCCGCCUUCCUCCUCAUUCAUUCGUCGUCGAACAUUUCCUCCCUCUCAUUCUGGGAUGAGUCGGCCCGAACAAACGUCCUGUCGGAUUGCGUGUCUUCCUUUCCUCUCUCCGUCUGUCGGCAGUUUUCACGUGAGGCGUGCCCUGUAGAAUGAGGGAGAAUGACUCUCCGAUUAGAAGAUUUCCUCAUCGACAAGAAGAAAGAGGCUGCUCCUCUCUUGGAUCUCUCAAAGACGAAAAUCCAGACCCAGGAUGACCUGGAAAAGCUCAUCGCCAGGCUACCCGACCUCAAAAUCCGACCCGAAAAGUCGAUGAGAAACGUCCGGAUCCAAGACCUGAGUGCCGUGGACAUCGACUGGAGAAUGCUCACCCUCCAGAGACCUAAGUCCAAGGUCGAGGAGGACAUAUUUUCGAGAUUGGUUUCCCUGGAUAAAGGAGACAAGAAGGCUCGAUCUCGGGAAUCAGGGCCUCCAGUGAAGCAAUUGAUAAGGACUAAGUCCAAACCUCGCUCAAAGGCUGCAGUUGUCCCUGAAACGAAAUUCCAGACAUGCCGAAAUUGCGCAGAGGAAUUGUGCUCUGGAGCAUGCAGAGAAUUUGGCUAUGAGGCAUUUGAACGAGUGAUCCUAGAGGAGAAAGAGAAAGAGGGUGGGCUGGAAAAGAAGGACCUGGAUCUGGCUACAUUGCUGGGCGGAGGAGCUGUUUCCUCCCGACUAAGAAGAGACUCCCAUAGGAAACUGACUAAGAAACGGAAAAAGAAGAAGAAGAAGAAGAAGACUACACAAGAUGAUCAAGGAGGGACAAAUGUAGAAGAUGAGGCAGAUGAUGCGCCCAAUCACCAUCUUUCUUCGUUGCUGCUUCAACCAGAAAGUAUUUCAUAAUUUUGGUGCUCAAGCAAUCAAAUUUCAUUCUUGUGAUGCAAUGUGAAUAUAGAUGACAAGUUGAUGCUAAAAGUGCAGCUACACUUCUAUAACUAACUAGGUGUGCUAGCUAUGAGAUGGGGGGAUGGGACCUAGUGUCAAAUAAAAGCCUUGGG
Darwinula stevensoni is the source of this 1057-nucleotide messenger RNA. The record is from the annotation of a GenBank genome assembly. Lineage: Eukaryota; Metazoa; Arthropoda; Ostracoda; Podocopida; Darwinulidae.